ACGCGGGCUCUCCAAUCUGCCAUUUUCUGCUGCGGGAGCUGUGGAACGUGCCAGCCCCUAUCUCCCUUUUCCCUUUUCUCCUCCCCUCCCCGUCUCUGUCCUCUGCGCCCACCGGCCCGCCUCCGAGAGACAAUGGCCGCCGAGCCCGCCGCGAUCGCCGAGCUCGACCCAGCCGACAAAAGGGAAGAAGAGGCACCUGCCCCGUCCACAUCUACAGAGAAAACUGAUAGUCUGGAUGUGGAUAGUGAAUCUAAGAAGCUACUGGGCUUGGGGCAGAAACAUCUGGUAAUGGGAGACAUUCCAGCAGCUGUCAAUGCAUUCCAGGAAGCAGCUAGUCUCUUGGGUAAGAAGUAUGGAGAGACAGCUAAUGAGUGUGGAGAAGCCUUCUUUUACUAUGGGAAAUCUCUUCUGGAGUUAGCAAGAAUGGAGAAUGGGGUGUUAGGAAAUGCCCUGGAUGGAGUCCCAGUGGAUGAAGAUGGAGAGAAAGCAGAAGAUGAAUCUAUGGUAGAGAGUUCUGAUAACGUAGAUGAGGAAGCAAGGGACGUGUUGAGAGAACAGGUCUAUGAUGCCAUGAAGGAGCAGGCAGCACAGAAAGCCAAGGCCGAGGCUUCCCGGGAGAAGGCCCAGGAAAGCCCAGCAGAGGGGCCCGAGAGCACAGAAGCUGAUGUAGAGAUGGUGGAGGACAAAAGCCGGGCAGAAGCAGCCCCAGGAAGCCCUGAGAAGGCCCCGAGCCUAAUCCCAGAACCCGAAGCAGCAGCCACUUCAGAGGAGCCACCAGCAGAGACAGAAGCUCCGACUGCUGCCCACCAAGAUGGAAAGCCAGAAGAAGAGGAAACCAGAGCAGAAACAGUAGUUGAGGAGAAACAGGGAGAAGUAAUUAUAAGAACAGAGGAAGGGCCCAGAGAAGCUCCUGAAGAGCAGCCAGCCCCAGCCCCAGAAGAGCAGGGAGCUGAAGUCAGAGUAGAAGGAGAGGCAGCAGAUGGGGGAGGAGGGGAAGGGAGGGAGAUGGAGGCAGUAGCAGCAGUAUCACCCGAAGCCAAGAAAGGAGAGGUGGAAGCGGUCCUUGCUGAAGAGGAACCAGCAGAGGCUUCAGGGGAGGCCCAAGUGGCAGCAGCACCCAUGGAGGCCCAGGCAGAAGUUCCAAGUGAGGAGAAAGUCGAGGAGCAGCCAGCAGCAGCCACCCAUGCCGAGGGCCAGGCUAGUGUGAUUUCUGAGCCAGGAGAACAAGUCCCUGUAGAAGAGCAGGCUGCCCAGAAGCUCCCAGACACAAAAGAGAACAUCGAUCCUGAGGCAGGGUCUCUGGCAGAGGCAGCCCCUGUCCAAGAGGGCCCCAAGAGCACUCCAGAAGAUUCCAAGGCAGCCGGAGAUGGGCCUGAGAUGGGCCCCAGGGGCCAGGUGGCUGGAGAAACACCCUCUGAAGAAAAAGAUUCAGUAGCUGCUGCUGUAGAACAAGAAGAAAAAGAUGAGCUGAUGAAGGAGAAGGAGGAGGAGGAGGAGGAGGAGGGAGAAGAAACUGAAGGCUCUGAAGAAGAUGACAAAGAGAAUGACCGAGAAGCUGAGGAGCCAGGAAACGAUUCUAAACUGGAAAACAAGUCUGUUCAGGAAAAUGAAGAUGAAGACAUUGGAAACCUGGAACUUGCCUGGGAUAUGCUGGACUUGGCAAAGAUCAUUUUUAAGAGGCAGGAAACAAAGGAAGCCCAGCUCAAUGCAGCCCAAGCUCACCUGAAGCUGGGGGAAGUGAGCAUCGAAUCUGAAAAUUACAGCCAGGCCAUAGAAGAAUUCCAGGCCUGCCUUGCCCUUCAGCAGAAUUACCUUGAGGCCCAUGACCGACUGCUGGCUGAGACCCAUUACCAGCUGGGCCUGGCCUAUUCCUACAACAGUCAGUAUGGCGAGGCAGUGUCUCAGUUCACCAAGUCUGUGGAUGUCAUUGAGAAGAGGCUGGCCAUGCUGAACGAGAGGAUAAAGGCAGCGGAGGCCCCUUCUGCUGAAGAUGAGAAGGAGAUUGAGGAGCUCAAGGAACUGCUCCCGGAGAUUAAAGAAAAGAUUGAAGAUGCCAAGGAGUCACAGAGCAGUGGGAAUGUCGCCGAAUUGGCUCUGAAGGCCACCCUGGUUCAGGCAGCUUCUGGUUUCACAUCAAGCAGUGGGAAUUCGUCAGCCUCAGGGAUCACAGCUAGAAGAUCCACAGAUGGUGCUGCUACAACGUCCUCAAAUUGUGUGACUGACAUUUCCCAUUUGGUCAGAAAAAAGAGGAAACCAGAAGAAGAAAGUCCCCGGAAAGAUGCUGAGGCCAAGAAACCCAAGCAGGAGCCUGCCGUCAAUGGUGGCAGUGGUGACGGGGAUGGGGGCGGUGAUGCUGCCCCCACUACAAAUGAGGCUGCAGAAAAUAUGGAAGCAGAGGCUGAGAACCAGCCACCAGCCGAGUCAGGAGCUGCCACCGUACAAAGCACCGCAUGAACCUCCCAGAGGGAGGCGGGAGGACCCUUCUCUCUCCAAGGACGAUGCUUUUGUAUAUAAUGUAUUUUUUCACUUUUGGGGACUCUUUUUGUAUAACUUCAAUAAAGAUUGUACGCAAAGGUU
Monodelphis domestica (gray short-tailed opossum) is the source of this 2577-nucleotide messenger RNA. It is a transcript of the gene NASP, whose product is annotated as nuclear autoantigenic sperm protein. Gene Ontology annotation, molecular function: histone binding. Gene Ontology annotation, cellular component: nucleoplasm. The record is from RefSeq and is a predicted model, not a curated record. Gene Ontology annotation, biological process: DNA replication-dependent chromatin assembly; CENP-A containing chromatin assembly. NCBI's taxonomy places the organism in Eukaryota, Metazoa, Chordata, Mammalia, Didelphimorphia, Didelphidae.